AUGGCCCGCAUAAAGCAGGGUGUAUUCUCCUGGGAGGACGUACUCGUCGAACGAUACCAGAGCAACAAACCCCCUGCCCUCCCACGUCGCCGCCGCACUCUCUCAGGAUGGCAACCACAGCUUCAGUGCUAUCUACUCUCCCGUCUCUCCCCCGAGCUUCGCCUCAUGAUCUGGGAAUACGUCCUUGGCAGCCACCGUCUACACAUCAUCCAGCGCAGCGGUCAAAAACUAGGCCACAUGGUCUGUCCACUCAGUGAAAACCGAAUGACCGAUAAGACGCGACGCAGAGUCUACGGCAACUUCUGUGAGAUCUGUACUGGGGCUGGAAUCGCCCAACCGGUCAAAGAGGGCGAUCUGCGUCGGAGGGAUUUCUUGCUCGGUCUCGCUUUGACUAGUCGGCAAAUUUACGACGAAUCAAUUCACCUCCUCUAUACACUCAAUACCUUCGAAUUCAGCAACCCCUGGACCCUUCCAUAUCUUCGCCCAACUCUCCCUCCAAAUACCUGGGAAUGUAUCCGCAACGUCGAGCUCCGCUGGUCAUUCCCAGGCCACUGGCUUCCAAGCAAAGACCCCGUGCGCGCAGUCUACGUCUCUGCAGGACGCGUGCAAUGGUUAGAAACAUGUCAUAUGCUGAAAAAACUCCCUGCACUGCAAUCAUUCGUGCUGGUACUAGGGAGCAGCUGGUUUUGCGAGCCCGUGGAGAAACUGCCUGUAUUUCUCGAGCCGCUGAGUGGAUUGCACGUGAAUUGUCCACGAGGACUCGUCCGACAGCCCGUGGGGCUGGAUCCGGAAUUAUGGGAGGUUAGCUCAGAUGAGGAGUCCGCUUCAAGUUUAGAAUCUGGAUCUGGAUCUGGAUCUGGAUCAGGGUUCAGUUCUAGUCCUUCCAGCUUCAGCUCGUUGUCCAGUGCAGGCGCGAAUCCAGUUUCCAGUCCGAGGCCGGUCCUAUCUUCUCGAUCGUGCUCUGGUCCUCAGCUUGCGAGCGGGAAGCUUCAAGGGAAACACAAUCUCCCCGUCAAGGAAGACCUAGCGCUGGCGUCGUGGGAACUCAGAUUGCAGGGCCAGUCGUAUUACGUGAACGAGCUUGGGAAGAUCGGUGAGGAUUUCCAGCGGAGGGGGAUCGACUGUUGCAUCACGACUGCGUGA
Molecule: messenger RNA, 1143 nt
Organism: Penicillium maclennaniae
Lineage: Eukaryota; Fungi; Ascomycota; Eurotiomycetes; Eurotiales; Aspergillaceae
Exons: 3
Coding region: 1-1143 (380 amino acids)
Source: RefSeq, a predicted model, not a curated record